AUGUCGUUUACUUCAGUCCAAAAUGGACGCGUCCUGGACUCACACUCGUUAACUCCAAUCCGCAGUGUACCAUCAGUCAAAGAAAAGGAACCACCAGAUCCAAACAUGGCGAAUCCACGCCUCAUUAUCAACCGCGCUCUCAUAUAUGAGCGGCGACUGCCUGGCGAUGCUUAUAUCACCGCGCAUGUCCAACGCCUUCAGCAUGGCUAUUACUCCAGCGACGCCAUCUCAGAUGAGGACGCUGAACAUGUAGAUUUUCUCGCCAUUGCGUUCACUUUUCAUUCGCCGCACACCACGACGCACCGCAUCAAAUCCGCUACUAUUAGUGUAUCAGUUCGUGGAAGCCGUGACCUUUCAAACUCGAAGCUGUACCCUUAUGGGUAUCCACCUGGCAACCCACGCUUCCUUAUGCAUGCGCCGCAUCUGAUUUACGGUAGUGUUUCCCCGGAGACGAUGGAGUGGACAUUCAGUCUGGCUGGUUCCCUCGGAAUCUCGGAAUUGCCCGUCAGCGCAAGCGUCAUUCCCUCGGGGAGCGUCAAUGGUCGGUAUAAGCGCUAUGAGAUGAUGCGUAUCCAAGGCUCCGCCCGUACUUUGAAGAACCCAUCUGGCCGCGAAUUCGAUAUCGAAGCUGGCAGAAUCGUCUGGUCCAUGGAAGAGAACAAUGUCCAGCGAUCCGGUCUGCCGCGCGAGUUUACCUUUGUCAUGUUGAUUCAAAAACCCUCGGCAAACAGCAAGAUUUCCCUAUCGAUUGAUGUCGACCCCGUCAUUGACGCGAUGAUUGGCAGUUACCCAUCCUUGCUGCUGAAACUACCCGAGUACCAACCAUUGCCGCGCCGAGGCGUCAAUUUCCAACAAGAAGUCGGACAGCCAUUUGAGCCCGUGGACCCAGUUCGCGGUUUCAACUUUGCAGAACUCGGGAGCAGGCUCGAUGAGUACGUCGCCAUGCCAGGAAGGAAGUUCAGCCGUCAGAUCCAAAUCCCAGCUGAGACCGGCGUCCCUGAGGAUCACUUUCAGGGCACCUUCCCAGGCCAGUACGGGUCUCUCAACCCAAUACCGUAUCAACAACAACUGGAGACCCACAACCUAGCCCUGCACAACCUCCUGCAGACCACCCUACAAAACCUCUGGACCACCCAGCCGAGGAGGGAAGAAACCCAAUCUCGCCCCCAGCAGGUAUCCCCCCGGGCCCAAAACCAAAACCAAGGUCAAGGCCAGGCCGCCAUCACCAUCCCUCAAACAGCCGCCAUCACCAUCCCUCAAACAGCCGCCAUCACCAUCCCUCUCAACAUCCACCUCCGCCUCGACCCCGUCAUCACCACACACCUCACCAACCUGGCGCGGACAAACCCAGGCCACUCCCCCUCCGCCCUCGCACCGCGCCGCACACCAAGCCUACGGCGCAUGCAAGCGCAGAGAUUCCCCAGCACGCGCGUGGCGAGCGGAACAUCAAGCACCUCCACAAACUCCUCGCCAAGUGCAACAGAAUCGAUGAUCCCGCAUACGGGUGCGCGUUCGCAGCGGCGGGGCCGCACUCUUUCGGAGAUCGCGGAGGGGGAUGGUUUUGGUACUGGUCCUGGUGAUGAGGAGGAGUAUCAGGUAUUGCGUCGUCUGCCGAAGACCCCGAUCCACACGCUUGGCACUCCUGGGCGCGUUGCGAGACGGGAGUCGGUUGGUGGUGCUUCGUCUGCGGGUGAACGUGUGCGUGCUGGCGGCGGUGGCCGUCAUCGGAGAGUUAUGAGUAUGGUUAACUCGCCGUUGUCUGGCAGUUAG
Messenger RNA from Penicillium egyptiacum, 1770 nucleotides. The record is from the annotation of a GenBank genome assembly. NCBI's taxonomy places the organism in Eukaryota, Fungi, Ascomycota, Eurotiomycetes, Eurotiales, Aspergillaceae.